This is a messenger RNA of Trichomonas vaginalis G3, 1095 nucleotides long. Its product is annotated as vesicle-mediated transport. Bases 1 to 1095 code for a protein of 364 amino acids. Gene Ontology annotation, cellular component: COPII-coated ER to Golgi transport vesicle; endoplasmic reticulum. Lineage: Eukaryota; Parabasalia; Trichomonadida; Trichomonadidae. The transcript has a single exon. The record is from RefSeq and is a predicted model, not a curated record.
AUGCGUUUUAGCAAACUUGACUUAUUCGAAAAACUCGAUAACAACCAUCGAACAGGUACAACAACAGGUGGAAUACUUUCGUUAAUAACAAUUGGCUUAAUUAUUUCUCUUUUUGUAAUUGAAAUCAAAAGUUUUCUUAACCCACCACUCAGACAAAGAUUAAGUGUUGUUAAUAAAAGACCAACAGAAGCUGAUGGCGUAACAAUUACAAAAGAGUCUCAAGAAAAAACAAAAGUAAAUUUCGAUAUCUUUUUCCCAAACGCUCCUUGCUAUUUAUUGCAUUUCGAUUUAAUUGAUGCAGUUUCUCAACUCGAUUUAUUUACAUACAAUCAGAAUAUUACUUACACAAGAUUUUCUUCCGAUGGUAAAAUUAUUGGAGACUUCGAUCAUUCUGCAAGAUUUAAUACUAGCAAGGUUACAGAAUGUGGUUUUUGUAACGCGACAAAAGGUCUUAAAGACAAAUACAAAUGCUGCAAUACAUGCCAACAAGUUCUUGAAGUAGCACAAGUUUUUCGUGUUGUUGAUAUUCCACAAUGCUCUGACAAAGUUAAAGAACUUAAAAAGAUGCAAAACGAAGGUUGCAGAAUAAAGGGAAAUUUCGAAACAAUUAAAAUUAAAGCCGAAUUCCAUAUCAGUCCUGGUUAUUCGGUCAUAGAUGAAGAUGGUGUUCAUGCUCACGACGUUUCUUCAUUCAUUGACGACGUAUCGGAAUUAAAUCUUUCAUAUAAACUUAAUCAUUGCAGAUUUGGUGAUCAAAACCAUUCGCAACUAGAUGGAUUUUCUACAAUUCAAAAGCAAAUUGGCUAUUUUUACGCAGUUUAUACAAUUGAUGUUUCCGAAAACAACGAUUACUCUACAGCAUACAUGGAACAAGUUGAUAAUGGUACGCUUGUUCCAGGAAUUGUAUUUAAAUACGAUUUCGGAAUAAUAACUGCAAAAUCUUUUCCAGAUAGACCCCCUCUAAUCCAUCUAUUCUCAAAUUUAGUUUCUAUGGCCGGAGGUGUAGCAAUGAUUUUUUACAUUCUUGAUUACGCCUUAUUUAGUUCAAUAAAACAAAGAAAGAUCCACAAAAAUUCAAAAUUAACUCCUAUCUGA